This is a messenger RNA of Sinocyclocheilus grahami, 1250 nucleotides long. Its product is annotated as transcription factor E2F5-like. Gene Ontology annotation, biological process: regulation of transcription by RNA polymerase II. The transcript is spliced from 9 exons. Bases 204 to 1250 code for a protein of 348 amino acids. NCBI's taxonomy places the organism in Eukaryota, Metazoa, Chordata, Actinopteri, Cypriniformes, Cyprinidae. The record is from RefSeq and is a predicted model, not a curated record. Gene Ontology annotation, molecular function: protein dimerization activity; RNA polymerase II cis-regulatory region sequence-specific DNA binding; DNA-binding transcription factor activity, RNA polymerase II-specific. Gene Ontology annotation, cellular component: RNA polymerase II transcription regulator complex.
AGUAACGGUAAUCCAACGUCAUUUCCUCUCAUUUAAAAACCCUCGAGCCAUCAGUAGAAGUGUAGCCUGAGGUAAAUAAGUGCAAGAGAUGAUUGUUGCUCCCCCUCACCAACUAAAAUAAACUGAGGUCGACCGCCAUACCUCUGAACGAGACAAAGAGGGAGUUUUUGAAUUUCGUCCCUAACACCGGGCGUUUGGAUGGUAUGGCUGAGUCGAACAGCGCGAGUUUUCCUCACACGACACCGAACGGGUCCAGUCGCCAUGAGAAGAGUUUGGGUCUCCUCACAGUCAAGUUCGUUACUUUGCUUCAAGAGGCCAAAGACGGAGUGCUCGAUCUCAAAGUGGCUGCAGACAGUUUGGCCGUCAAACAGAAGAGGAGAAUCUACGACAUCACCAAUGUUCUGGAAGGCAUUGGGCUCAUUGAGAAAAAGACCAAAAACACCAUUCAGUGGAAAGGGGAGAGUUCAGGCUGCCAGCCUCAGGAAGUUCUUGAGCAGGUUGAACUUCUCAAGGCAAAUAUUGCUGAUCUGGAUAUUCAAGAGAGAGAGCUGGACAUGCAGAAAUCGUGUCUGCAACAAAACAUCAAACACCUGAAUGAAGACCCUUCCAGCUGCAGAUACAGCUACGUGACCCAUGAGGACAUAUGUGAUGCGUUCAGUGGGGAUACUCUUUUAGCUGUCAUGGCACCAUCAGGAACACAACUGGAGGUCCCAGUGCCUGAGAUGGGCCACAAUGGUCAGAAAAAGUACCAGGUGAACUUGCGAAGUCACUCAGCUCCCAUUCAGGUGAUGCUGAUAAACAAAGAGUCAAGCUGCUCCAAGCCUGUUGUUGUCCCCGUCCCACCUGUAGAUGACAUUUCUGCCAUGCCAACUCCUCCUAGUACUCCAGCAGGGCUGCAGAGGUUCCCCAUCUCCUCAGCUGAGCUCUGUGAUCUAAAGCGAGGGCAGCUGAAAAGCCCCACUGCAGAGCACCAACUCACACCGUCCUCCACGUCCCCCGAUAUGCACAUGGAAUGCAACUCUGAGUCCCCCCCUGUCAGUCAGUGUUUGUUGAUGCAGGGGUCUCUAGGUGGCCCUGAAGAACAGCAGAGGGAGAUGGGGGGUCAGGAUCUGCAAUCCAUGUUGGAAGAAAUGAGGGAUGAGAGAGAAGGCGUUUCUAACCUCAUUGAUGAAUUGAUGUCUUCAGAUGUUUUCCCCCUGUUAAGAUAUUUAUGUUUUGGAGAAACCUAUUUGUUUGAAUUGGCUGAGUAA